AUGGAACAACUGGACAGUGUAUGUUUUGAUCUAUGGGUGGCUGGAAUGGAAACAACUUCAAAUACUCUCUAUUGGUCACUUUUAUAUGUUCUUCUGAAUCCAAAAGUACUCGAGAAAGUAUAUGAAGAAUUGGAUACAAAGAUUGGAAGUGAUCGGAUUAUUACAACUACAGAUCGACCGAAUCUCAAUUAUAUCAAUGCGACUAUUAAUGAAUCCCAACGUCUGGCCAAUCUCCUCCCAAUGAAUAUCUCCAGAACCACCGCGUGUGACAUGGAAAUUGGAGGAUACGGUAUCCCUAAGGGUACAAUAUUCCCAGAACCAUAUGAAUUCCGUCCGGAGAGAUUUCUGGAGAGUGAUGGAAGUCUGAAAAAAGUGGAAGAACUCGUACCGUUCUCAAUCGGAAAACGACAAUGUCUUGGAGAAGGACUCGCUCGAAUAGAAUUAUUCUUGUUCUUUUCCAAUUUAUUCAACAAAUUUCAUAUUCAAUUUCACGAGUCUAAUCCGAGUCCCAGUAUUGAGAAGGAUUGUGGUGUGACGAUGAAGGCGAAAAAUCUCAGAGUUGUGAUGAAGGAGAGAUAUUGA
Molecule: messenger RNA, 582 nt
Organism: Caenorhabditis remanei
Lineage: Eukaryota; Metazoa; Nematoda; Chromadorea; Rhabditida; Rhabditidae
Exons: 3
Coding region: 1-582 (193 amino acids)
Biological process (GO): xenobiotic metabolic process
Cellular component (GO): intracellular membrane-bounded organelle; cytoplasm
Molecular function (GO): oxidoreductase activity, acting on paired donors, with incorporation or reduction of molecular oxygen, reduced flavin or flavoprotein as one donor, and incorporation of one atom of oxygen; iron ion binding; heme binding
Source: RefSeq, a predicted model, not a curated record